AUGAACCAAUAUUACAUUCUGGUCAAAAUAGGAGAAGGCACAUUCUCUGAAGUCCUGAAAGCUAAAUCAAUGAUAACUGGAUAAUUGGUUGCAAUCAAAUGCAUGAAAAAUCGAUUCGACAGCGUGGAUUAAGUAAAGAACCUAAAAGAAAUCCAAGCCUUGCACUAAUUAUAACAACAUCCCAAUAUUGUGAAACUCAAUGAAGUUCUCUAUGAUGAACCGAGUGGAAGAUUGGCUUUGGUAUGCGAAUUAAUGGAAAUGAAUCUUUAUGACUGCAUAAAGAAUAGAACUUCCUAUUUGAGCAUGGCCAAAGUUAAAAAAUACAUGCAUCAAGUAUUAAAAGCCUUAGAUUACAUGCACAAACGCAACUUCUUUCACAGAGAUAUUAAACCAGAAAACAUUUUGAUUAAAAAUGAUAAUGUUAAAGUAGCUGACUUGGGUAGUUGCAAAGGUAUACACUCUACCCAUCCAUACACUGAAUACAUAAGUACAAGAUGGUAUAGAGCACCUGAAUGUCUGAUGACAGAUGGUUACUAUGACCAAAAAAUGGAUCUCUGGGGAGUUGGAAGUGUGAUGUUUGAAAUUAUUGCAUUGUAACCCCUAUUUCAAGGAGAAAAUGAAUUAGAUCAAAUUAAUAAGAUCUUCAAAAUCCUAGGAACUCCUGAUUCUGAACUCUUGAACAGAUUCAAAUCUUAAGCUUCUCAUAUGGAAUUCAACUUCAAACCUUAAAAGGGAAUAGGAUUGGAAAGAUUAGUCCCUCCACAUGCUGGAUCUGAUUGCAUAGACUUACUCUACAAGUUGUUGUAGCUAGAUCCAGUUAAGAGAAUCAGUGCGGAGGAGGCACUUAGACAUGAGUUCUUUGAAGAAUUUUGGGAUGCUCCUAUGUCUCAGUCAAGUGAUAGUACUCAAUUUGGAAAGGCCAUCAAUAUCGCCAAACCAAGGAAGAGAUUGAAUAAGGGGAUCUAUCCUGGUACAAUAAAGUUGGAAGUGAAGUUGGAGGGCAAGUUGAAUUAAUCUGAUGAUGAGAACGAGAAGGUCAGAGAUGGAAGUUUGCACUCCAAAUUACCUCCUAUCACGAAACCACACAUGAAACCUAAGGUUAAAAAUCCUUAUGUUAAGAAAAAACUGUAUGAUGACUAUAUUAUCGUUGGGAAAAAAGCUUUUAAUUGA
Paramecium tetraurelia is the source of this 1170-nucleotide messenger RNA. RefSeq lists its product as uncharacterized. Gene Ontology annotation, biological process: intracellular signal transduction; protein phosphorylation. The record is from RefSeq and is a predicted model, not a curated record. Gene Ontology annotation, cellular component: nucleus; cytoplasm. Gene Ontology annotation, molecular function: protein serine/threonine kinase activity; ATP binding. Lineage: Eukaryota; Ciliophora; Oligohymenophorea; Peniculida; Parameciidae. The transcript is spliced from 2 exons.